Molecule: messenger RNA, 1371 nt
Organism: Aspergillus niger
Lineage: Eukaryota; Fungi; Ascomycota; Eurotiomycetes; Eurotiales; Aspergillaceae
Exons: 3
Coding region: 1-1371 (456 amino acids)
Biological process (GO): transmembrane transport
Molecular function (GO): transmembrane transporter activity
Source: RefSeq, a predicted model, not a curated record
AUGAAUCUCAAGCUUACCCAGAUAGACCUUGUCCCUGUUCCCGAGAAGCAAUCCGCCAGCGACAUCGACAGCCUCCCCGUUGAGCAACAUGGCACGCACACCCACCCCGCGCCUACUUCUGACCCUCUGGAUCCGCUUAACUGGCCCCGUUGGCGAAAGCAUGUGAUUCUGGGUAUUGUCAUGCUCAAGUUUGUACUACCUGAGCAGUCCAGAAGAACUCACAGAUUGACAAUGAACAGGUACUUCCUUUUCACCUACAUCACAACCACCACUGUCCCCUCCUUCGCAGAAAUACAAUCACAGUAUGACAUCAACUACUCACAAGUCAACUGGACCGUUGCCAUCCCAGCUCUGGGCCUAUCGCUUGGACCACUCUUCUGGUCCUCAGUUGGUGACAUCUACGGCCGCCGCAUUGUCUUCAUUGUGGGAACUGUCAUCGCUUUAGUUGCUACAAUUGGCGCUGCUGUGGCAGACACAUAUGGUGGGUACAUGGCUGCUCGGUUCUUCCAAGGGUUUGGAGUCAGCCCUUCAUCAACAGUGGGGAUGGCAGUUGCUAACGGCACAGUCACUGAUAUGUUCUAUGAAUACGAACGUGGCCAGAAACUCGGCUUAUGGGUACUUGCUCUUGAUUCGGGUCUGCUUCUAGGCCCAACCUUCGGCGGGUUUCUUAAUCUCGUCAGCGCACAAUGGAUCAACUGGUUCAACGCCAUUCUCUUCGCUGCACUUCUACUACUCGAACUCACACUCAUGCCUGAAACCCUCUACCCGCGCGCUUUGAUGCUCCAGCGCAUGGCAGUCACCGAGAAGCCAGCAGAGUCGAAUGCAGGUAUAGAAGAAGCAGGGAUAAAACGCACCAAGUCGCUUCCGUUCUUCAACCUCCGUCCCAUCCCAGGUCUCUCUCAUCCACCUAUCUAUGCCUCUCUUACCCGGUUCCUCCUUACAUUUCGCUUCCCAGUCAUCGCCGUAGCUGUUAUCGGGUACUCAUUCACAUGGUACUGGUGGAUCCUGUCCGUGAUUACCAUGGUCCCGUCUGCAUAUGCAACGGACUCGCCUCUCAUACAGGGAUUACUAUUCCUGGGCCUACUGAUCGGGACCCUAGUAGCAGAGGUAAGCUGCUCGGGCCGAUUGAGCGAUGCCAUCGUGGGGCGAUUAGCAAAGCGGAACGGGGGAGUUCGGGUCCCAGAAAUGCGAUUAUGGCUAGCAUAUCCAGCCAUUGUCUUGACUGCUGGUGUGUACAUCCCCAUAGCUCAUGUGCGUACAAUUUCUAACAUAGCUAUACAACCGGCAGUUGGUUUAAUCCUCUGGGGCAUAAGUAUAGACAAAGCCUACCACUGGAUGGUAGGACAGGUUGCAUUCUUCUUAUGUGAGUAG